Molecule: messenger RNA, 1815 nt
Organism: Theileria orientalis strain Shintoku
Lineage: Eukaryota; Apicomplexa; Aconoidasida; Piroplasmida; Theileriidae
Product: glycerol-3-phosphate acyltransferase
Exons: 9
Coding region: 1-1815 (604 amino acids)
Biological process (GO): phospholipid biosynthetic process
Cellular component (GO): endoplasmic reticulum membrane
Molecular function (GO): glycerone-phosphate O-acyltransferase activity; glycerol-3-phosphate O-acyltransferase activity
Source: RefSeq, a predicted model, not a curated record
AUGUUCAGAGUUGUGAUCUCCUCAAUAUUCACAAACAUCACGAUCAUUCACGAGGAAAGGUUGCCACUCUACGGCCCACUGAUAGUAGUAAGCAAUCACAAUAACCAGUUCGUGGACGCGGCGCUCUUGAUCUACGCAAUUCCACGACAAAUGUGUUUCCUAGUAGCAACAAAGACGCUGAAAAGAAAGCUUAUAGGAACACUGUGUACACUGGCAGGAUGCAUAUCAGUGUACCGCCCGGACGACUUUAAGUACACAGGAGUGGGAAAAAUACACUGGAAAAAGGGAACGGACCUGAUCAACGGAAAGGACACAAAGUUCACACUGGAUCUGAACGUGGGAGAUAAAUUGCAAUUUGAAUUAGAUAAAAAAUCAAUAGUGGAAAUAAUAUCAGACACACAAUUGAAACUUGAAUCAACACUAGAAGUUGACUGUCCAGAUAAAAACGGCAUACGAUUUUCAGUAAGUAUAAUAGAAAAAAUAGUAAUUCCGAAAAUGGAUCAAUCUGAAACGUACGAACAAGUAUCAGCAUCAUUGAAAAACGGAAACUCAAUAGUAAUAUUCCCAGAGGGAGGUUCACACGAUAGAACCAAUUUGUUGCCCUUGAAGCCAGGAGUGGGUAAGUCGGAAGAGGUAGAUAGGGAAAAUGUAGCGUUGAUGGCAUUCUACUCAAUACUGGACGGAGCAGAGGACGUAGUGAUACUGCCAGUAGGACUAGUAUACAACAAUGUAAAAAAGGAUCAGUCAGACGCAACAAUAUACUACGGAAAUGUAAUCACGAUAACCAAAGAAGAUUGUGACGAAUUUGAAAGAGAUAGACGAUCAGUAGUAACAAAGUUACUAAGUAAAAUAGAAGUGAGUCUAUAUCCGCCGGAAAGGAGCAAGAUACCAGUGAAUAUAGCAUUCGACCUCCGCAAGUUCAUCUCGAGGAUAUUCUGGAAGUACGGAGACCUUCCGGAGACGAAGCACCUAAUAGAUAACCUGUCAGUGUAUAAGAGGACGCUGCAGAGAGGGUUCCUGCACGACGAUGAAAUAUGGCUGCUGAAGCAGUCAAUGUACUCGGCCUUCCUGUCAUUCCUGGAGGACAGCAUAUGCCUGGUCUGCUACAGCAUCAUCGGACUCUCGUUCGCACCACUCUGGGUGCCACUGUACCUGCUCUCGAACUACCUGGCGGAAAGACACAGAGUAAAGGCACUGAAAAACAGCUCAGUGAAGCUGGUGGGAACGGACGUGUUCGUAAGCUACAAGUGCCUGGUGCUGCUGGUGGUAGUGCCAAUACUUAACCUGUCACUGGGAUUGAUAAUCGGCAUAUACUUCUACGGGGACCUGAAGAGGACGUUCUACUCAGUGUUCUGCUGUGUGACAUUUUUGCCACUACUGUACUACGGUAAGCGCGGAAGACGUUACCUAGAUAUGACAAGACUUGAGUGCCACGCACAAGACGAGCCACUAAAACAAUGUUCAGUUAACCUAAAGUAUGCACGCAAACUCCCGAGACUGUUGAGGCAGUUGCACGUGGUGCCACUUAUCGUAAUGGGAAGGUACGUUGGCCCGAACACAAGGAAAAAUAGGAUAAACAUUUGGAGGGAAAAGGAACGAGAACUGAUAACGAUGCGCACGGAAUUGCAAAUACUGGUAAGCUUAGAGGCUUCAAGAAGAUGUAGGUGCGCAACUUUGUGCAUAAGAUGGGACCGAGGGUGUCAGACACGUGUUAAUCGACUCGGAUACCACACGCCUGAACCUAAUAAGGCAGCAUUACAUGCCCAUUUUCUCAACACAGCCGGCAGACAUAGGCGAGGAGGUACUUUAAUGUAA